UGUUGAUAGAAUGCAGAUCCAGUUUCAGAUUAGAUACUUUCCCCACCACUUGCUAAAGCUACAAGCCUACAGCUACCAAACCAAACAAAAAAACAGAGGCUUAUUUGCUCAAGUCUUGUGAGUUUGGGAAAGCUAAAGACAAUGGCAAGCUUCACUUCCUCCGUUACAUGUCCUACACUUCUUCUCAAGCCUUCAGUCACAGCUAGCUCCACCGAGACUGUAUAUGGUCUUCCAAGCAUGAUUAGGAGAAGCAGUGGAGUGAAAUGCUCGAUGGAGACAAACCAGCCGAAGAAAGAGAAGAACUCAACGCCAGUUUUCUCCGCGGUGGGGGUUAUGUUGACAGCUGUGAUGAGUAGUAGCCCAGCAAUGGCGUUAGUGGACGAGAGGAUGUCAACGGAAGGAACAGGACUACCUUUUGGUCUGAGCAAUAACCUGUUAGGUUGGAUUCUGUUGGGCGUGUUUGGUUUGAUAUGGGCUAUUUACUUUAACUACGUUUCGUCCCUCGAUGAGGAUGAUGAUUCUGGUCUUUCCCUCUGAAAGCUCCCACUCUCUGCCUCUCUCUCAUUUUUAAGUGAACAUGAAGUGAAAAUGCUUUGUACCUUCUUGUAAAGUUUCAAGUAAAGACGCGAGAGACCUUACCUUGUGUAAAUGUGCUAUCGUGUGUGGGUUUAAUAAACUUAUUGGGCCAAUAGAAAAAAGCCCAUUAAUAUU
Messenger RNA from Brassica oleracea var. oleracea, 711 nucleotides. RefSeq names its product photosystem II reaction center W protein, chloroplastic-like. The record is from RefSeq and is a predicted model, not a curated record. Lineage: Eukaryota; Viridiplantae; Streptophyta; Magnoliopsida; Brassicales; Brassicaceae. The coding region runs from base 142 to 537 and encodes 131 amino acids. The transcript has 2 exons. Gene Ontology annotation, cellular component: photosystem II; chloroplast. Gene Ontology annotation, biological process: photosynthesis.